AUGGGGGACAUCGACCUCGUUUUGGAUUUUGCAGAAACCACGAAUCUGCGAAGGCUAGGCUCGGAGGUGAGCGGCUUGCCCUGGACUAUAAAUAUGGCACCAGCGACCGCAGGGAGGCACAGCUCGAGGGACCACGGACGGAAACAUGCGGUUCGUGGGAUUGACAUCGCUGCUACUUCUGGCGGCGGCGGCGACGACUUCGGCUUCGCCCGGAUUUGCCAAAGGCGGAGGUCGUCGCGGCGGAGGCGGCGGACGGGUCGUGUACGUGCCCGUCCAGGCGCCCGUGCAGCAGCAAGUUACGCACCAGUUCAUUCACCACGUUGCGGAGGCGGCGGCGGGGGAUAUGGAGGCGGUGGAUUCGGCGGAGGUGGAUUUGGAGGCGGUGGAUACGGUGGAGGCGGUGGUUUCGGCGGCGGUGGAUUUGGAGGCGGAGGAUACGGCGGUGGAGGCGGCGGAGGUGGCGGACCGCAUAUAUUAUUAGCAAAGGCGGCGGCGGCGGCGGCGGUGGAGGCGGAGGAGGAGGCUACGGAGGUGGAGGCGGCCAUGGAGGUGGAGGCGGCGGGGGAGGAGGAGGCAAAGGCGUCCUGUUCCUCAGCGGGGGAAGUAGCUACGGGAGAAAAUAACACGGUCCUCUCAGCACAAUUUCCAAAAGCUAUAUUAACUGAACACUUUUACCUCACAACUAUCCUUAAUUUUGUUUACAAUAAACACCAAAAAAAAGAAAAAAAUCCUAAUUUGAUUGACCUUCAUCAGACAAUGGCAACGUCCAAGGACAGUGGUGGCUCUGGGAGCAUCAGCCGUUAUAUCUUUUGCGUCAUGUAG
Penaeus monodon (black tiger shrimp) is the source of this 822-nucleotide messenger RNA. Its product is annotated as glycine, alanine and asparagine-rich protein-like. The record is from RefSeq and is a predicted model, not a curated record. Lineage: Eukaryota; Metazoa; Arthropoda; Malacostraca; Decapoda; Penaeidae. The transcript is spliced from 5 exons. Bases 1 to 822 code for a protein of 273 amino acids.